Brassica napus (rape) is the source of this 739-nucleotide messenger RNA. Its product is annotated as CLAVATA3/ESR (CLE)-related protein 42-like. The record is from RefSeq and is a predicted model, not a curated record. NCBI's taxonomy places the organism in Eukaryota, Viridiplantae, Streptophyta, Magnoliopsida, Brassicales, Brassicaceae. The transcript has a single exon. Bases 272 to 529 code for a protein of 85 amino acids.
UUCACAUUCACACACAGACAAAGUAAAAAAUUCGUACCAUCUUUGCUUUUUCUUUAAUUUUCUUUAUUUUCCUCUUGCACUUUCCACGCAUUAAUACACCAAAGAAAAAAUAUUUCCACAAAACAAUCUCACACAUCUCUCUCUACCAGGAAUAACACUCGUUUCUUGAUCUUUCAAGAGCUCAGUAAUUCUGUAUAACCUGAAUAACCUCUCUUUUGUUUUGUGUGUUCUCGUAAUAUAAGCUCAUAAUCCUAUACUUGUAUAACAUGUGAUGCGAUCUCCUCACAUCAUCGUUUCACUUGUUCUCUUCUUCUUCUUUUCUCUAAUCCUCCAAACCCAUCAGAGAACCAUUGAUCAAACUCACCGGGUUGGCUCGCACGUCAAUGAUGUGGCGGUGACUUCGCCGGAAGGGAGAAGAAGAGAGAGCUUUUGGGUUCGGCGGCCGAUGACCACAUGGCGGAAGGGGAAGAUGCUCAAUGACAGUGAACAUGGAGUCCCAAGUGGUCCGAAUCCCAUCUCCAAUAGGUAGAACCGUAUAAUCUUAUAUUAUUAGAGAGAUUAUUAUAUGGAUAUUUUGCCUUGUAGUUUAGUAUAGCUUUUUGCUUAUGAGGUCGCACGGACAUAAGUCAUCGAAAUGUUACUUGUUGUCUGUUAAUUCAAAGUUUGGAAAUUCUAAUUUUGCAGGUGAUAUUGUUUUGUGGGAGUUACGUGGAAAAUAAUAUAUCUCACUGUAAUUUAA